Molecule: messenger RNA, 1835 nt
Organism: Tachysurus vachellii
Lineage: Eukaryota; Metazoa; Chordata; Actinopteri; Siluriformes; Bagridae
Gene: apex1
Product: APEX nuclease (multifunctional DNA repair enzyme) 1
Exons: 5
Coding region: 188-1120 (310 amino acids)
Biological process (GO): base-excision repair
Cellular component (GO): nucleus
Molecular function (GO): double-stranded DNA 3'-5' DNA exonuclease activity; DNA binding; endonuclease activity
Source: RefSeq, a predicted model, not a curated record
AUUUCUUUAGUCAGGCAAAUAUCAGGGCAGCACAGUGAGGGUGAACAUGUGCAGCACUCUGAGCACAAAGCUUUGGAGCUGUACAGAGCACAGAUCUCCUCUGUUCUACUAGGUUUUUAUUUUAACUGUGGCUGUGGUUGGUGUGUGUGUGUGUCUGCGUGUACGUGCUGUGUGUGGUCUCAGAAACAUGUCGAAGAGAGCGAAGAAAAACGAGGCGUCUGCAGAACCAGGCAACAACGGAACAGAACCACCAACAAAGAAAGGGAAGAAGGCGAAGGAACCCGAAGCCCCAGUGUUGUAUGAAGACCCCCCAGAUAAACUGACCAGCAAGGAUGGCCGGGCAGCCAACACGAAGAUAACCUCUUGGAACGUAGAUGGCCUGCGUGCCUGGGUUAAGAAGAAAGGGCUUGAUUGGGUGCGUCAGGAGGCUCCAGAUGUGCUUUGUCUUCAGGAGACUAAGUGUGCUGAGAAAGCUUUACCAGCGGACAUCACCUCUAUGCCUGAGUAUCCAUAUAAGUACUGGGCAGGAUCAGAAGAGAAAGAGGGUUACAGUGGCGUGGCCAUGCUGUGCAAGACCGAGCCUCUUAAAAUCACUUAUGGCAUUGGUAAAGAGGAGCAUGACAAAGAGGGCCGUGUGAUCACUGCAGAGUUCCCUUCCUACUUCCUGGUUACUGCAUACGUGCCCAAUGCUGGCCGUGGCCUGGUUCGCCUCGACUAUCGCAAAACUUGGGAUGUAGACUUCCGUGAAUACCUGAGCAACCUGGACAGACGUAAGCCCUUGGUGCUGUGUGGUGACCUCAAUGUGGCCCACCAGGAGAUUGACCUGAAAAACCCCAAAGGCAACCGUAAGAAUGCAGGCUUUACUCCCGAAGAGCGGGAGGGUUUCAGCCAGCUCCUGGCUGCUGGCUUUAUCGAUAGUUUCCGUGAGGUAUAUCCGGAGCAGACCAACGCCUACACCUUCUGGACGUACAUGAUGAAUGCACGGUCCAAGAACGUGGGCUGGCGCUUGGACUACUUCGUGCUCUCUACUGCUUUGCUCCCAAGCUUGUGUGACAGCAAAAUUCGUAACACAGCCAUGGGGAGUGACCACUGCCCCAUUACCCUUCAUUUGGCUGUAUAAUCAUAUAACCACUCAUGUCCGUAUGCUUUCAGGGUCGCAUUCACUACUUUCUUAAGGAAGCAGUUAGUUGUUUCACCUUUUUUUUUCCCCCUCUAACUUGUGUAGUUUGGGCCCCACGUCCUCCCUGGAGAUUUUACAUGUUCAAGAACUCUUAAUUAGGACAUUAGAGCUAAGAGGGAAAAGAUAGUAGUUUCAAUUUAGAGUUUGUAGUUUUGUUGCAGAUGUUUGAUCGCGAAAUGUUUUUUUGAUCUUCUACAUCUGUCUCGUUUUAUUCCAAGAAGCAGAUGUCAUGAAUUAACAUUCUUGUUCAAGCCAUGUGAAAUGGGGGGAAAAAAGUACUCCAGCUCAAAAAUCAAAGCAUAGUUCAUGUUCAUCCGGAUCAGUGUUCACGAAAGUCAUGACCCGUUACCUUUAAAUGUUGAGUUUCUGAACCCCAGUUUUGAAACACCAGUGAUUCUAGAGCUGUAUGACUGAUUUACCAAAACUGUGUGCAAUUGGCAGGUUUCUAGACAAAUGACUUUGUAUUACUGCAAUGCUGUGAAUCAAUGCAAGGUGAUUGAUGUAUUUGGGUUUAGUUUCAGGUAUAAACUUGUUUGAUUAAUUUCCCUUUAGUUAGCAGCUGUUUCGUAAUCUUCACUGUGCUUCCUACUCUUACUGCAAAACAGACUAUUUUUUACUCACUUCUGCUGAAACAAAAAUAAAUUGCUGAACAAAA